AUGGCAGCUAAAGGUGCCGCAGGCCCAGCUGCAGCAGGCGCGUCGAAACACACCAAGAGUAAACCCUCCAAGCGAGCGAAACCGGCCGCCGCCAAACAAAUCGACCUCGACCGGCAGUGUGGGGUGGAAUUACCCAACGGGUCGAAAUGCGGGCGUUUAUUGACGUGCAAAACUCACUCAAUUUCUGCCAAGCGGGCGGUGGUUGGCCGGUCGCGACCGUUUGACACCCUUUUGGUGGCCUACCGUCAGACCCGGCAAGUGCAGCAGAACGCCAAGUCCUCGCAGACGGCAAAGAGCAUGCAGGAGGAUAUUUCCGAUGAGGCACCCCUGCCGCCCCACGAAGAGAUCCAGCAAGUGCUACUGGGCACGCUGCAGUCGCACGCAACGCCGUUGUACCGUCGUGUGACAUAUCCGGUUAAAAGCCGAGACCGGUACCUGCGGGUUCGGGAGCAGCUGCUGGGAUCGUUAAACAGAGUGCCUCCGCUUCCGUCGAGCUCGCAGAGUACGGGAAUCGCUCAGCUAAUGUCGCUGACGGGCGCGGUGCUCGGCCGCUCCGUGGUGUACAGUCCGGCCACAGGCUCGCAGUACAUUCGGCAGGCCCGAAUCUAUAGGGACCCGGAUAUGCGAUCCAGGCUGCAAUCGCAGCAGGCGCCACAGUCGCAGGCGCCACCGGCGACCAGAUCGUCUGAGAUGGCCCCAAACCGGACUGGAUAA
This is a messenger RNA of Wickerhamiella sorbophila, 714 nucleotides long. RefSeq names its product SAGA-associated factor 73. The record is from RefSeq and is a predicted model, not a curated record. Gene Ontology annotation, cellular component: SAGA complex. NCBI's taxonomy places the organism in Eukaryota, Fungi, Ascomycota, Dipodascomycetes, Dipodascales, Trichomonascaceae. The coding region runs from base 1 to 714 and encodes 237 amino acids. Gene Ontology annotation, biological process: regulatory ncRNA-mediated heterochromatin formation; regulation of transcription by RNA polymerase II; RITS complex assembly. The transcript has a single exon.